Molecule: messenger RNA, 1116 nt
Organism: Diaporthe amygdali
Lineage: Eukaryota; Fungi; Ascomycota; Sordariomycetes; Diaporthales; Diaporthaceae
Exons: 1
Coding region: 1-1116 (371 amino acids)
Source: RefSeq, a predicted model, not a curated record
AUGGAUGAAGAUAGUCUAGCUCUCGUGUCUUCUCUGUAUGGCAAAGGUACUAUAUUUUGCUGGCUAUUGACUAUUCUGGCCUGUCUCGUCACUUGGACAUGCAACAAGCGCAAACGAAAAUCGGAUUCUCUGAACGCCGACUUCAUCGGAAUCCUGACACUUCCAGCCGUUGCUGCUGGACAUACCAUCUAUCAAGCACGAUACCUAAAAAGCCACGCCCUCUUGGAUGCCAACCCCAACACCGUCAUUCAACUUUCACGAGCAAUAGAAGCCUCACUUACGGUCACCGAAACAUUCAUGAUCUUGAGCGUCCUGCUCUUUCUCUUGGCUUUCCCUGCCCGUUGCUACAAGCGCGCCAUCUCGACAGCUCUAAUCGGUCUCCUCUGCUUGGCCACAGAAUAUGUGGUCUAUAGUCAUUUGACAAGCUCACCCAACCAGCAAUUGAGGUCUAUUAGAGCCAACUUCACACGAUCAUUUGUCGCCGAUACCACGAUCAUCAUUGCUGUGAUCCUUUUCCUUAUACUUGCCUGCAUCUUUAUCGCCUUUUGUUUAGCGUGGUAUGUCUUGCUCAACAACCAUGUUCGGACCAGCGGUACGGAGGCAGUGGAUACGGCAACGAUUGAAAGAGCGACGAGGGACCUUGACAGGUUUCGUACCUCAGAAUCCAUUUUGAGCGAAAUAGCGUCCCAUCAAGGAGCACAGCUUUCUAGAUUCUCUAGACAGGAUCGUUUCAUGUAUCUGAGCGUACUCAUCUCCCUCGUAUAUUUGCCUGCUGGCUCCAUAUUCUCGAUCAUGGGCAUGGCCAUGGGACCACGCGGCUUGAGCGCUGGCAAGCCUGAGUCUUCAAGCUGGUGGUCUGGGUUUAGAUAUGUCGCUAAACGGUUCUUUGCGGCUUUCUUCCCCAAAACCACAGCCGGGCUCUCAGACUUAGAUCAAGCUGUUGCUGUGGCUGCUGGAUGUGUAAUUUUGACUUUGUCCCUGUGGGAUGUUGGGAAGAAAUGGCUUUCACAAUGGAAAAACGAGCGCGAAUCACGACUGCGGGAACAGCAAAGGGAGUAUAUUAGGCUGGAAGAGCUCCGGAGAAGACUUGCCGUGCUAGUGCAGGAGACGCAAUGA